UGUACAUCAAGAUGCAUCAGGAUGAUGCGUCCCACAGAACCAAGCCCCUCAGUUCUCAGCCGCUCUUCCCGGUCGGGGGUGUUAGACUCCCGACGAUGGCACAUGCUCAGCAUCUACAUGAUCUUGGGCAUUCUAAACCAAACCCUUUGGCUGAGCUUCGCUGCGACACCGGCCGCCACGGCCAGUCGCUUUGACGUCGACGAACGCUUUGUGGCGUAUCUGGCGGUGCUGUGCAACGCGGUCUACGUGCCAGGGAGCUGGUUGUGUACCUGGCUGCUGAGGAGUCAUGGCCUGGCCAAGGUAAUGCACGUGGCCUGUUGGCUGCAACUUUUCGGCAGCUUCCUACGCUGGUUGGCCGAUCUGCUGCUACGACCCAUCUCGGGACCGCUGGGAUUUCUGGGGCUCUUCUGUGGUCAGGGCGUAGCGGCUGUGGCCUCGCCCUUGAUCAUGAACACCCCUGCUGUUUUUGCAGAUGCUUGGUUCGGGAAACGCGAACGGGAGGGUGUGCUGGCCGCCGGGGCCCUGUCGCCCAUCUUUGGGCAGGGCUUAGGCUCUGCCUUGGCAGGAUUUAUCGUGGGUCCUGAUGCCCAAGGCACUGAAACCCUGCUGGCAGGGCAGGCACUAUUGAGUCUUAUUUUGGCGCUAUGGACAAUCAACCAAUUCAUGGACGCACCAGGGGCUGUACCAUCUGAUGGGAACAGCAGUACGCUACGGGAGGCCUUACAGCUUCUAUGUCGGCCUCACUUCUUUCUCAUUCUGGUGAUCUUCAACUGUGGCAUGGCUUUGGCUGCUUCAACCUUGACACUCUUUGGAGACAUCGCUAGUAAUUGUGGCUAUACAUCCACCGAUGCUGGAUUUGCAAGUGGGCUUUUCAUGAUAGGAGGAGUUAGUGGCUCAUUGGGAACUGGCUAUGUCUUAGGUGCCACACGUGCCUACCAGACCAUCCUACGAUGCUCGAUUUUCACCGCUGUACUCGGUGGUUGCCUCUUUCUGGUAAUGCUUCGCCCUGCGAAUCUUCUGGGGUUGUUAAUUACCGUGACCUUCUUUGGUGCAUUUAUGAUGAGCUCUCUACCUGCGCUUUUGUCCAACGCGGUAGAGGAGACAUUCCCGACCCCACCGGAGAUCUCCACCACGUUGCUCUUCAAUUCAGCCAUUCUUUUGCAGGUCUUCUUCACCCCAUUGGCACAAUUUAUCUUAAAUCAGGAUGAAGGCUGCUCAUCUUGGGGUUCCAAGUAUAGCAGUUUUAAUAUGUACAUUGGCUGUUUCGGCUGUCUGCUGCCUGCUCUGCUCUAUUGUGGCAAGAACAAUCGGAUGCUUGCAGAGAACCAAGAGUCAACCUUUAGCAGCUAGCCAAAA
Messenger RNA from Cladocopium goreaui, 1356 nucleotides. Lineage: Eukaryota; Dinophyceae; Suessiales; Symbiodiniaceae. The record is from the annotation of a GenBank genome assembly.